This is a messenger RNA of Paramecium pentaurelia, 318 nucleotides long. The record is from the annotation of a GenBank genome assembly. NCBI's taxonomy places the organism in Eukaryota, Ciliophora, Oligohymenophorea, Peniculida, Parameciidae.
AUGUAAAAGUUGGGGUUCCGCUUUUGUUUCAGAUGGAAAAAAUGUCUUGAUAAAGGAACUUGGUCUUCAUAUCUAAUCCCUUCAGGUUAUGUUAAUGAAGGUACUGAUCGAUGUUGUUAAUGGACUGGAACAGCCUGUAUAUUGAGAGAAUUUUCAGAUAAAGUUGCUACUUCUGACACUGAAUGUUUAAGUUAUGUUUUUACGAGUGUACUCUGCAUAACUGAUGAAGGUAAGUGUGUUCCUAGAUCUACAUGUGUUUUUUACUAAAGUGAAGCAGAUUUUACAACUGGAUAAGAUGGAAUAUUAAAAUUGAAUUGA